UCGCGCUCGCCGCCGCCGCUGCCCGCAGGGCUGCGCGGCUCGGUGGCAUCUCGGGCGCGGCCCGCCGUCCUCGCCCCCGGCGCCGCUCGCUUUCCCCCCCCUCACACACUCCGGACUCCCCCAUGUAUGACGACUCCUACGUGCCCGGGUUUGAGGACUCGGAGGCGGGUUCAGCCGACUCCUACACCAGCCGCCCCUCUCUGGACUCUGACGUCUCGCUGGAGGAGGACCGAGAGAGCGCCCGGCGAGAAGUGGAGAGUCAGGCUCAGCAGCAGCUGGAGAGAGCCAAGCACAAACCUGUGGCAUUUGCUGUGAGGACCAAUGUCAGCUACUGUGGGGUUCUGGAUGAGGAGUGCCCGGUCCAGGGCUCUGGAGUCAACUUUGAGGCCAAAGAUUUUCUGCACAUUAAAGAGAAAUACAGCAAUGACUGGUGGAUCGGGAGGCUAGUGAAAGAGGGCGGAGACAUCGCCUUCAUCCCCAGCCCCCAACGCCUGGAAAGCAUCCGGCUCAAACAGGAACAGAAGGCCAGGAGAUCUGGGAACCCUUCCAGCUUGAGUGACAUUGGCAACCGCCGCUCUCCUCCUCCAUCUCUAGCCAAGCAGAAGCAGAAGCAGGCAGAGCAUGUUCCUCCAUACGAUGUGGUGCCCUCCAUGCGGCCUGUGGUGCUGGUGGGACCCUCUCUGAAAGGCUAUGAGGUCACAGACAUGAUGCAGAAGGCUCUCUUCGACUUCCUUAAACACAGGUUUGAUGGCAGGAUCUCCAUCACUCGUGUCACAGCUGACCUCUCACUGGCAAAGCGGUCUGUGCUCAACAACCCUGGCAAGAGGACCAUCAUCGAGCGGUCCUCCGCCCGCUCCAGCAUUGCUGAAGUACAGAGUGAAAUUGAGCGCAUAUUCGAGCUGGCCAAAUCCCUGCAGCUAGUGGUGUUGGACGCCGAUACCAUCAACCACCCGGCACAGCUUGCCAAGACCUCGCUGGCCCCCAUCAUCGUCUUUGUCAAAGUCUCCUCACCGAAGGUACUCCAGCGGCUCAUCCGCUCCAGGGGGAAGUCACAGAUGAAACACCUGACCGUACAAAUGAUGGCAUAUGAUAAGCUAGUUCAGUGCCCACCAGAAUCAUUUGAUGUGAUCCUGGAUGAGAACCAGUUGGAGGACGCCUGCGAGCACCUGGCUGAAUACUUAGAGGUUUACUGGCGAGCUACCCACCAUCCGGCACCUGGCCCUGGACUUCUGGGUCCUCCUAGUGCCAUCCCUGGACUUCAGAGCCAGCAGCUGCUAGGGGAGCGAGGUGAGGAGCAUUCACCCCUGGAGCGAGACAGCUUGAUGCCCUCCGAUGAGGCCAGCGAGAGCUCCCGCCAGGCCUGGACGGGAUCUUCACAGCGCAGCUCCCGCCAUCUGGAGGAGGACUAUGCAGAUGCCUACCAAGACCUGUACCAGCCUCACCGACAGCACACCUCGGGGCUGCCCAGCACUAACGGGCACGACCCCCAAGACCGGCUCCUAGCCCAGGACUCGGAGCACGACCACAAUGACCGGAACUGGCAGCGUAACCGGCCUUGGCCUAAGGACAGCUACUGACCACCUCCUGCCCUACCCUGGCAGGCACAGGCACAGCGGCUGGGGUGCCUACCUCUGGCCGGUUGGAGUUAGACUGGCAUUAGGCUGCCACUAGGUUCAGCUCCCACAACCCUCUGCCCGGCCCCAGGUCCAGGGCUGACGGUGGUCCCAAGGUUCUGGGAGAAGCAAGGGGCCCCCUCACCUCCUGGGCACAGUGACCCCAAUAGGUUCUGAUCCCUG
Acomys russatus (golden spiny mouse) is the source of this 1796-nucleotide messenger RNA. RefSeq names its product calcium voltage-gated channel auxiliary subunit beta 3 (gene Cacnb3). Gene Ontology annotation, cellular component: voltage-gated calcium channel complex. The record is from RefSeq and is a predicted model, not a curated record. Gene Ontology annotation, molecular function: protein binding; high voltage-gated calcium channel activity. The coding region runs from base 123 to 1577 and encodes 484 amino acids. Lineage: Eukaryota; Metazoa; Chordata; Mammalia; Rodentia; Muridae. Gene Ontology annotation, biological process: neuromuscular junction development; calcium ion transmembrane transport; regulation of voltage-gated calcium channel activity. The transcript has 13 exons.